ACAGAGCCAUCCCCACAUCCAGGGGUAUACUGGUGUGUGUGAUUGCCUGAGCUGCUGCUAUUCAACGUGGAGCCAUUAUCACGACCAAGGGCAUCCGGGAGACACUCACCCCGCCGAACCGAGCCUCCAGCGGACCCAGCGGACCCAGCGGAGCAGUCGCAGUAUUCAGUCCUGAUCCCAGUUCAGCUGGUCCAGCCCUCUCCAUUCCUCUGAAGCUCAGCUGUCGUCCAGCAGAGGCAUUCGACUUCUUCUUCUUCUGCUUCUUUUUCUUCUUCUUCCUCGCGAGCAAACAUGCCUCCAACAUUGGGUGGGCCUGUAGGGUACACUCCUCCUGAAGGUGGCUGGGGCUGGGCUGUGGUGGUGGGAGCCUUCAUCUCCAUUGGCUUCUCCUAUGCCUUCCCCAAAUCCAUCACAGUGUUCUUCAAAGAGAUAGAGGUCAUCUUCAGUGCCACGCCCAGUCAGGUGUCCUGGAUCUCCUCCAUCAUGCUGGCUGUCAUGUACGCUGGAGGUCCAAUCAGCAGUAUCCUUGUGAACAAAUACGGCAGUCGGCCAAUCAUUAUACUCGGUGGCUGUCUGGCAGGGUCGGGUCUGGUCGCGGCCUCCUUCUGCAACACUGUGGAGCAGCUUUACUUCUUCAUCGGAGUAGUGGGAGGUUUGGGACUGGCGUUCAACUUGAAUCCAGCCCUCACUAUGAUCGGUAAAUACUUUUACAAGCGCCGGCCCAUCGCCAACGGGAUCGCUAUGGCCGGCAGCCCCGUGUUCCUGUCCACCCUGGCUCCUCUCAACUCCUGGCUCUAUGAUGAGUUUGGGUGGAGAGGCAGCUUCCUCAUCCUGGGCGGACUUCUGCUGAACUGCUGCGUGGCCGGUUCCCUCAUGCGUCCCAUCGGCCCCAAACCUCAGCCGGCAAAGCCUGACUCGGAAGCAGGUGAGGGCAAGGCGGCGGAUUCAGUGCAGCCGCAGCCCAAGAAGACAGUCCUGCAGACCAUCAACUCCUUCAUCGACCUGACGCUGUUCAAACACCGCGGCUUCCUGCUGUACCUGAUGGGCAACAGUGUCAUGUUCUUCGGCCUCUUUGCUCCGCUUGUCUUCCUCUCUAAUUUUGCCAAGAAUAAAGAUAUCAGCAAGGAAAAGGCGGCUUUCCUGCUGUCAGUGCUGGCAUUCGUUGACAUGUUUGCCCGGCCCUCCAUGGGCCUGCUGGCUAACACCAGGUGGGUCCGGCCUAGGGUGCAGUACUUCUUUGCUGCUGCUGUCCUUUACAACGGAGUGUGUCACGUGCUGGCGCCGCUGUCGGUGGACUACACUGGAUUUGUAGUGUACGCCAUCUUCUUCGGUUUUGCAUUUGGCUGGCUGAGUGCCGUGUUGUUCGAGACACUGAUGGACCUGGUGGGAGCUCAGAGGUUUUCUUCAGCCGUGGGUCUAGUCACUAUAGUGGAGUGUGGACCAGUGCUGCUCGGCCCACCGCUAACAGGUACUUUCUAUAACUACUACAACCACUAUAGCUACACCUACAUCACCUGUGGCAUCAUCCUCAUGGUUGCAAGUGUGUUCCUCUUCGUGGGAAUGGGCAUCAACUACCACCUGCUGGAGCGAGAGAGGAAAGAGGAGGAGAGAAGAGAAAGAGAGGAGCCCAAGGAGGAGCGUACCGCCAUGUUGGCGCCCCCCUCUCCGUCUAAAUCGGACGAGGAGGCGAACGAGGAGAACAGUGUACCGGCCGCUGUCACACUGGAUGACGUCGCCAAGAUGGAUGAGGACACGGUGUAGGAAAAAAAAAAAACAAAACAACAAACAGACUUGAGAAGGACGUACACACGGCAUCGCACACUUUGCAGAAACACACACGAAAGUUGCAGUUACUCAGUGCAAACCACACACUGUCUUUAUAGAGUGAUAAUACCCUUGUACACAACCCUGAAGCCAUAGAAACAAUUAUUUUUAUCAUUCAAAACUGAGACCUGUUGCUGUGACAUGAAGCUUAGCCGACCGUAAAGCUCGUCAAGCAGCGUUUCACUGCGUUGAUACCUCUAGUUCUGGUAUUUGACGUGCCUUCGGUAAACCUCAAGUCCUCCAGGAGCCCACGCAUCGCUCACACAAACACCAGAUAGACGCACAACAGACGGAAAGACUGUAAGCAAAUAGUCCAGUAAACUAAUGAGGAUUUUACUCUCAGGGUCUUCUUGCGAAUCGCUCGGCCUCGACUCCGCUUUAGUCGAGCCGAGGCUCCGAGUCAAACAGUACGUUUUGUUACAGUACUUAAGAGAUACUGUACGUUUCCCCCUCUCAUUCUGCAUGCACACACUUGCGUUGCUUCACUCCUCAAGGGCUGGACAUAAAUUAAAAGGACACAUUCAUAGUUUUAUACAUGCAGUGAUAGUAUAUCUGUCUGUUCACGUUAGAGUGGAGUUAAUGACGUUUCCAGGUUUUUUUUAUGCACAUUUAUGCAGAACACAAAAGAUAUGAUUAAAAUUUUGAGUAAAGAGAAUUCAGAAAUUUCAUUAGUACACAGGAAGAAGCGAUGUUGAUGAUGACAGCUGUAAUAUUUAGUCAAGAAAUAUUAAACUGAGAAAUGUUUAAAAACACAAAGAUGUUGGAAAAUAAGGAAGUUGAAAACUAAUGUAGGAAUGAAACUAGGCGGUUACAAAGCUACUAACCUGCAGUGUAGAAGGCACCUUUUAAUGGUGUGCUUGUACAUACAUAUGUGUGGACUUGUGUGUGUGUGUGUGUGUGUCAUUUUGUAUCACACCCUCCAAACCAGAGCAGCUCGUCACACACAGUUUUAUUGACAAACGACGAGACACAUUUCAACAAAAAACACAAAAGAAACAGUCAGUCAGUUGUGCUCGUCCGCCCCGCAGGUCUAUCUGCUGUGCAAGCAGCAGGAUGAGACGACUCGCAGUAUUAAAUGACCAGAGUGGUGCCAAAAUAGGAAGAAAACAUCUCACUCUGAAUCACACAAACAUCCACAUUUUCCUUCAUUUUGGAUUAUAGCACUUGCAGCACCCUGUAGUGUUGUUCUUUUUUCUAAAUAUUGUGAAUAACACAUUGUAGUUUACAAUAAUAUCAACAAACCUUUGUGAUUUAAAAAAUAAUCUAUUUUAGCUCAGUGUAUAAUGACAAUCUCACAGCAAGUAAUCUUUUUAAUGAAUCUGUAAGCAGAUGUAUUUGGAGAAAAGGAAGAGUGUGUGUGUGUGUGUGUGUGUGUGUGUGUGUGUGAGUGAGAGAGAAAUGUGUGUGUUUGUUCGUGUCAGUGAACAGAUUAAACUGUAGCCAGGUUUCAUCAUUUCAUUUGUUCAGCAGCUGCACUAUCAGCACGUCCUGCAGUUCGUCUCUGAACUGAACAGAAUGUCUCAUAUCAGACCCACAAAUGUUUUUAGUUUAAAAUCUAUCACAGAUUCUCAACCAUUAGUUGUACAUUGAUCGGUGACUGGGUUUUACUGUCAGCAUGAACUGCUGAUGUGCGUUGAGUAAAGUUUCUGUGUGCAUAGGACAUGAGACACGUUCGCCCUCCUCAGCCUCAACAAGCUCUCUUUGUUUUUCAUUACAGGAAAAUAAAUGGAGGUUUUAAACAAUUCAAUAUUUGGUAUAGAUCUGUUGAAUGUUUUUUGGUUUCAUAGAAUGAAAUGAUAGUUUUGAAGGAAGGCUCACUAUUUUUUUUAACACUACAGACUGUGAUCGUAUCUUGAAGCGGGAAUAAUGUGUACCUUCCUAAAAAUACUUUAAAGGAUAAGUAUGUUGAUGUUCUGUAUUUUUUGUCAUUAAAUCCCUUGAAAAGACCAAAACCAAUAAUGAAUUGAUCCUACUAAUAAGUAGGGCUCUGCAACUGACUAUUAUAUCAUCAUAAUUAUUUUCAUCCACUGAUAAUUUUCUCUGUUAAUUGCUUGGUCUAUGAAUGUCAGUAGAUGGUGACGAGUGUUCGACCAACAGUCCAAACCCCAAACAUAUCCAAUUCAUUGUCAGAAAUGUCUAAGACAGCAAGCAAAAAUUCACAUUUGAGAAGCUUGAACUGUGAAUUUUUGCUUCAGAAAUGCUUCAUGUGAACUGAAAAGUUUUUCAAAAAUGAAACUUCAUAUUUUUGAAUUCUUUUUAAACAUUUACAUCUUCAGUAGGAACCAUUGGGCUCGUGGCUGAGGUGCCAUAUUAUAUAUUAUAUAUAUAUAUAUAUGGAUUGACAGUGUAAGUUUUGGUCUUUUUUAUGGGAUUUGUUGACAAUAACAAAAAUGUAAAAUAUGAUCAGUUUUAUCUUUUAUAAUGUGAAGACAAUUCUGAUCAAAUGAAAGAUUAAAAAAAAAACUUUUGUAUGGUUAUUUGCUCGAACAUCUCUCUUCAGAGAAAAAUGUCUGAGCAAUAAGGCGACAGCCAGGGAGGCAAAUCACACUUUCUGUUUAAGUGGUAAUGUAAAUUAAUGUGUUAAAGGGUGUACGUUUACACUGUAUGCUACCUUUGUGUAUCUUGAAAGCUCUUUUGGUAACUAUACCAUGACCAAAUGUAAGUAUUAGUUUCAAACCAAUUACUUACAAAAUAGAAGUUGUCGUCUAAAUGUUAUUUGAUUUUGACAGAAGUCACUGCUUGUUGUUCAAAGGUAUUGUUGGUACCAAUGGGAGAAUAGUUUGUCUCUCGCUCUACCUGAAGUAUUCACCUGUUCAUGCGUUUGACUUUUAGGUGGGUCUCUGUUUGGGAUAAUGGACAGAUCUGUGUUUCAGUGGAAAUAGAGAAUUUUUUUGCAGCCUGUUGUCUCUGUGUCCACAUUCCCCUGCCUGCUCUAAAGCCAAGUCUCAGUUACAGCCUGAGACGUAUCAGGACUACUUCAAAACUAACUAAAACCUUCAGUUAUUUUGCCUUUCAGAUGAGUAAUUAAAAAGAAAAGUUGGCACUUGGAAAGACUGCAGCAAAAGCAUUUCAUUGAAAAACUUAAUGUUAGUGUUUUUUCCGGUGCGGGAGUUUUUGAAAACGGUACUGUUCUUAGCCGCAGCACCUUAUUUUAUGUUUGGAAAAAGGACAAAAAGAAAACAAAUCAAGUUUUAAGUUUCUCGAAAAUAACUUUUUCUUUUCUUUUAGUUUCAGCAGAUGUUUUUAUGUUUGUACAGUGAGGUCCAAACGUUUGGACCUUUUGGACCCCGCUGUAUGUGUGAAGUGUAAAUGACUGGUGAAUGAAUGAAUAAACAGUUUUUAAAACAAAA
Messenger RNA from Seriola aureovittata, 5174 nucleotides. Its product is annotated as monocarboxylate transporter 1-like. The transcript has 5 exons. Gene Ontology annotation, cellular component: membrane. NCBI's taxonomy places the organism in Eukaryota, Metazoa, Chordata, Actinopteri, Carangiformes, Carangidae. Gene Ontology annotation, molecular function: monocarboxylic acid transmembrane transporter activity. Gene Ontology annotation, biological process: monocarboxylic acid transport; transmembrane transport. The record is from RefSeq and is a predicted model, not a curated record. The coding region runs from base 292 to 1761 and encodes 489 amino acids.